AAUAAUACUAAUACCAUGAUAUAUAGUUACAAAAGAAACCGAUGGAACCCAAUCUAAAAGUAAAAGUAUAACUGGUGUGUUGUUUUCGGGGGCCACCCUACUAAUGCUGCAUAAGGUCCCAAAAGUCCGUAUCGGCCAUCAUAUAGGAUGAACCCGAUAAACGCGGAUGAAACUUGCAAUAAAAUUAUAGUUGAUACGCGAACUCUAAGCUCGUCUACCGUUUUCCCCAUCUCCUUGCUCUAUAUCACCCUUGCUCAUUCUGCCCUUACCCAACUUCCAUCCCGUAAAAAUUUUUGCCGUACAUAUAUCUCGGGGAAACGCCCCAGGCAACCAUAUGGUGCGCCCUCUAUGAUAUUUUCACCCCUUUUAUUCAUAUAGCCAUAUAGCACUCCCCUUGUAUUCCUUUUUCCCACUCCUAGGGUGAACGAAAAAUAAACCUGCCAUAUUUCCAUAAUAACCCUCCGUGACACGACUGUCACGUAGACUGUUCCCCACCCCUUCAUACCAUAGGAUGCUUCCGAUAAAAACGGAUAAGGCUCCAACAGCUAUACGAUUCAAUAGGCUACAUUUUCAGCCAUCCGAUACUAUAACCCGCCCAACCCCACUCCUUACCCUUCUGCACGCUCCUGCAAUAGUGAAUCGCUUUUCUUCGCGUAAACCCCCCGAUAAACGAACUCCCACCACAACCACCUCCCUCCCCCCCACAAUUUAGGAUGUCGGGAAUAAAACCGGAUACAAACAGCGUAUGCAAGCGUACGUUGCGGCAGUCUAUUUCACCAUCUUUCACUUCUCCCUCCAUCUUCAUCUUACUCACUUUCCCCCAUUGCCCCUCCCUCCCCGCGACAACGCCAUGUUUCCCCCUGUAACUUCCAUUACCCAAACAUCAACCCCUAAUACUAAUAAUCCCAUGUAAGAUAGGAUGUUUAAGAUAUAGAUAGAUAAAAAUAUUCAACCACUCAGCGGCAUAGCAACGUAUACGGCCCCAUAUGCUCGGUUUACCCCAUUGUUCUCCAUGUAUGUGUCCAACCCAACCUUAUAAGUAUUAUGCCGACCCGCGCUACUCCUACUACUCUCCUCGACCAAUGCAUUCCAGACCACGACAGGCGACUGCAACAAACCAAGCGGAGUCGGACUCCUCCAUUUUUCCGAUGGCUCCUGCGAACCUGCCCCACGCAAUUCGAAUACGAAAGUCGACUAUCGAGUCAUGACCGACAAAAAGGCAGCUUUUAACUUCCCGGGAUACAUCUGUGGUAGAUGGAAAUCAAUUAAGCAUAUCACGAUCAAUUUCGUAGGACAAGUUAUUACCGUUCCGGAACGCAUCGCCAUGGAAACGACGGCGGUAGAGUGUGAUAUCAUGAGACAAUCGAGGCGAUGCAACGAGAGCCCAAUGAUGAAAUCAGAAAACAAAUGGAUAUUUAACCAAGAACCGGAGGACUUCGGUUAUUGGCUAAGAACCACCACUGUGGUUACAGUCAACUGUAUGUUAGAAGAAGUCGUCCUUUCCCGAAUUGACGAAGGAGACAUGAUAAACACGCCACUAGGAAAAACCAACGUAUCUCAUGGAUCUCUAUCCCAUAACCAUCUAACAUUAUUUUGGAUCGACACCUACGGAAAACCAACUGAUAUCGUAAUCCGACAAUUAGAGAAAGGCGUGGGAUUCUGGUACGAAUCUUCAACGAACGGGACUUGGAUCCUCCAAGACGACUCCAAACAGUUGGACUUUCACGUACGGUUGACGUCACGCUGCCAAACCGUGAAAUGCGACAAAAAAAUAGACAGUUGGACCGUGAUCGGAGACAACCAUUUGUUCAUCAUUAAAUACCCAUUGGGACCUUCCGCAGUUACCGUACCAUCCAUCAUCAAGGAUAUUGUGACAAAAAGAAAUGACCCUUUAGAUAUCAACAUCCGACAAAACGCAAGAAUCCAGUAUUUGGAGGACGCCGCCAUCCGUCACGAAAAUGAACUUAUCCGCGUCAUCCAGAGCAUGCAGUGUGACCAACGACGUGCUAAGCACGCACAAGCCGUGUCAACUGCCCAAUACAAUGGAUGGCUGGCAGCCGCACAGCUGGGUCUUCGGCAAUGCAUCAAACUGAUCGCCACCGGAAACAUCGUCUCAGCCCUACAAUGCACCCCUACAACAGUAAAUUUCACGACGGAUACAACCACUUGUGGACCUCAACCGCGGUUCAACAAUUUCACCAUUGGCCGGUCCGGUUGGGAACUCACUGCUUUUACGCCAUGCUACUGGGCUGGAGGUAUCGUGAAUUUUAACGACAAACCUCACGCCUAUCGCAAUAACACGUGGCAACCGGUCGAAGCAUCCGUCGUCAUCCCACAGCGUGAUUUGGCUGACGCUUUCCGAUAUCAAGACGUCAACUUCUUCGAAUAUCAACAUCAAACAAACCCCGCUUAUACGGAAGCCCUCAUUAGCCCAAUGGAUAUAAUGGCCGAUAUCACAGCCUCCAUGAACGAACAUUCCCUGACUGUCCCCAAUCAAAUUACAGGGACAUCGGCUAUCGUCGUAUCCGCAGCCGAGAAAGCAGGUCUCGGAACCUUUACCAAUUGGUUCGAGAAUUUUAAAGUCUACUCAUUCAUCAUACUGCUCAUCGCUAUUUUCCUACUGAUCGCUCGUGUUUGUUACGCCCUCGGAUUUUGUGGUUUGAUAUGGAAAUGUUGCUGUAAGCCCCCACGUCCUCCCCCUACGGCGGUUUACCAGCCGAGAAGCAGCCGACCCACAGGUCCCUGAAUUUUCUUUUGGAUUGCGGGACGCAAUCUAGUAUGACGGGGAGCGAUGUAACGAAACGCCAAGCGAAGCCCCUUCUUGCCCCUUUUAUUUUUGCUGAAUUAAACUAAGACCUUAUUUCUUAAA
Daphnia magna is the source of this 2869-nucleotide messenger RNA. RefSeq lists its product as uncharacterized. The coding region runs from base 1205 to 2746 and encodes 513 amino acids. Lineage: Eukaryota; Metazoa; Arthropoda; Branchiopoda; Diplostraca; Daphniidae. The transcript has a single exon. The record is from RefSeq and is a predicted model, not a curated record.